AAAAUAAAGCUCAAGAUGGUUUAAUUCUUCAGAUUUAAAAGAAAAGUAAAUAAAUUUUGUAAAUGACUCGCUAACUAUUUUAAAAUGGGAGCUCAAAAACUCAUUUCGACCGAUACUGUAUCAGAGGAUCUGAUUCCGGCAUUAUUUCAGUGCUUCACUAUUAUCUUGUGCGGGUAUGUGGCUGGACGAAUUAAUGCAGUAUCCAAGGUUGAAUCAAAAGGCAUUGCCUCAUUUGUCGGCAUUUUUGCCCUACCGUCUCUCAUCUUUCUCUCAUUGGCCCGACUAAACUUCAGCAAUGUCAACUGGACAUUUCUAUUGGCCAUACUGAUUGCAAAGGGACUUGUAUUUUUUGCUGUUAUUAUAGUGACACUUUCAAUAACAAAACCCAUGAACUUAGGACAGGGAGGCAUAUUUGCAAUAUUUUGUACACAAAGUAAUGAUUUUGCAUUGGGAUUUCCAAUAAUCAAUGCAAUAUAUGGACAAACACAUCCAGAAUAUGCCCUAUACCUGUACUUAAUGGCUCCAAUAUCACUUGCUAUACUCAAUCCACUGGCAUUUGUCCUGAUGGAGAUCCACAAACAACGGCAGUAUCCUCAAACAGAUAUGGCAGAAACUCGGCAGCGCUUUCAUGGCAUAAAGAUGCUCCUAGAGUUGGCUAAAAGCAUUGUCUUAAAUCCAGUACUUGUCAUGACAGUGCUGGGCAUUAUUGGUAAUAUUGCUUUUAAACACGAACUGUCUUUUUACCUUACGGGUUUGCUAGAUGUCUUUGGGAAAUCUUUCUCCGCUACCGCUUUGUUUCUACUUGGACUGCGUAUGGUUGGACAAAUAACAAGGUUGAAGGGUUCCGCGCUUCUACUACCAUGCGUCUUGAUAAUGGUUAAACUGAUCAUUCUGCCGGUUAUAAUGAGAGAGUUUGUAAGUAUGUUGGAUGCUGGCUUUAACGCAGAAGAAACACAAGCUCUGUCAACGUAUGCUUUCCUCUAUGGCACAAUACCAACUGCACCGGCUGUGUUUGUGUUCUCUAAUCUAUAUCAAUUGGAGAUUGAUUUGAUGGCGUUUUCCAUGGUCAUAUGCACAUUACUGUCUGCGCCGAUAACAUACAUCUCAGCUCAAAUGAUGGCAAUAAACAAGGAUUACGCUGUGGAAAUAAAGAAGUUAGGUUUCGAUCUGUCGAUAGUUUCUUUUCUAGCAGCUACUUGGGUGCUGACCGUUUUUGUGUUAAUUCCGAAGAUUGAUAGAAUUCCGCAUCGAUUCACAGCCGGCCUUCUAACAACUCAGAUAUUUUUAGCGUCAAGCGUGAUUUUGGGCGGGCCGUACAAAGUGUAUUCUGAGUGGUUGGAAAAAGUGCUACCAGCUUUGGAGGUAUUUACCACAUACUCGUGUUUCAUGUGGAUUGCUAUGCUCACUGUUGGCCUUCUACUGUUAGAGAGUCGUGGGCCAUCUUUCGCUGCGAAGCUGUGGCCGGUUUUCUGUUUUGUAGCGUGGGGCACCCCUGGUGUCAUGGUUGCCGUGUUGCUGGUCACCAAAGAAGUGGGAACGAUUAACACCGACGCAUCUGACGCUAUACGAUUGGGCUUAGUCAUCUUCUGUAUUACAUUGACCACGGGAUGUUUGAUACUCUACGUGAGGUUCCGUCGACGCCGCCAACUGUUUCCGAGUUCAAUGGCAGAUAUGCUGAUAGAACCCACGGCGACGAAUGAAACAUCCAGCCUCGUCGAAAACGCUGUACCCAACUCGCACACACAGUCCAUAUCUAACUAUAGAAUGGAAGAUCCAGGUUGUUACGGAACAAUAACGGCUACUCCCUCCCCGAAUAAGAACGGUAAUUGUUGCAGCAAUGACCCCAACUGCAACAAUGGUUUUGUAAGCAGUAUUACUCCUGACAUGGAAAACAUGGCGAAAAAGGAAAGGACUUGCGCGUGCCCACCACAAAAUCUCCGAUGCACCACAGCAGAUACCUGCCCUUAUUUGAACGAAAUGGAGGAAGCGGCUAACGAACCGGGUCUGUUGCCGCCGGAACAGAGCCUUGGGAGUGGUGGGCAACUCACGAGACACACCGUGCUUAUAAUCGUCUACGUUCUCAUGAUGUUCUUAGAUCUGACUUACACAGGAUGGAAAAUAAUGCGUAAAGAUGAAUCUGGGGUUUUCAUUGAAAUCGAGUAUCUGAACACGAUCGCUAUAUACGGACAAGCACUGGUUGUGCUAAUACUCUUCGGAAUUGAUCCUGACGAAGUUUUGAUGCCUAUUGUCAGAUGCCUGAGGAUGAACUGGUUCGUAGCUGAUACUGUAGUGUUGCCGGCUGUGGAAGACCUAAGCUUUGAGACCAAGCAUGUGUGCGAUCAGUUCAUCGCACACCAUCUUGAACGUUGCAGGGAUGCCAUCGCAAAGGAUACCAGAUUGCGCAUGCGCACCUAUCGGAACGUGUUCCGCGGGUCGUCUCUAGUGAGCUGGCUCAUCCAGUGCGGUUUGGCGGCAGACAAACCAGAAGCAGUGCAGUACGGGCGACACUUGCUGGACGGGCGACUCAUCGCACAUAUCCACAACAAGCAUCACUUCAAGGACUCGCCCCUUCUCUACACCUUCAAAUAAUUCCAAUUACUGUAAAACACGUAAAGCGGCCGUAAUAUAGCGUCGACGUCGUCAAUACAAAAAUAUGGUGAGCAAAAUUGCGUCGUUCGUAAGAGCGGUGACAGACACCGUAACGUUAAAUAUUCUCCUUACAUAUGAAAUUGGCGUUUUGUAAGGGAGGAACAUACAGUCUGUUUUUUUAAAUCAUAAUAUAUUUAUUAUAACCAAAAACUUCAAGUCGCUCUGCGUGCUACGGAAAUUGCUUGUUAUUUCUUCGAGGGAUAAGAUCCGUAACGAAGUGAUUCGCCAAAGAUCUAAAGUAAAUGACAUGGCCCUUCGGGCUAGCAUACUGAAGCGGCAGUGGGCUGGUCACGUUUGUUGGAGGACCGAUGGACGUUGGAGUCGAAA
This is a messenger RNA of Pararge aegeria (speckled wood butterfly), 2976 nucleotides long. It is a transcript of the gene anchor, whose product is annotated as integral membrane protein GPR155. Bases 85 to 2589 code for a protein of 834 amino acids. The transcript is spliced from 16 exons. Gene Ontology annotation, biological process: transmembrane transport; intracellular signal transduction. The record is from RefSeq and is a predicted model, not a curated record. Gene Ontology annotation, cellular component: membrane. NCBI's taxonomy places the organism in Eukaryota, Metazoa, Arthropoda, Insecta, Lepidoptera, Nymphalidae.